CUUUUCUUCUUCACUAAGGUCUGCUUUUUUAAUAAUCCUUGACGAAAAGAAAACAGACAAAAAAGAGAUUGCGACAGGGGAAUCCGCGAAGAAGGCUCUGUGGUUCUAUUUCUAUGGAUGUAGAAACCACGCGAGUUAUUGUGUUCUGGAUAUUCUAGUGGGACGGUGGAAGACAGAGAUGGCCAACGGCGACGUCAAUGGCGUUUCCCAUGACCUCAUCGCGCUCCUCUCCGCCGACCAGAGGGACUUUGUGGUGCGCAACACCGGCGAUCAGGUUAAAAUCAAUUGCUUGGUUGGGAAGAUCGUGGGGUUGUAUUUCUCCGGAUCAUGGUGUGGCCCAUGUCGAAAUUUCACCCCAAUUUUGGCUGAAGUCUACGAAGAGCUGUCUGCAAAAGGCAAUUUCGAAGUAGUUUUCAUUUCAUCUGAUAGAGAUGAUGAAUCGUUCAAUGGAUAUUUCUCCAAAAUGCCAUGGCUUGCUAUUCCUUAUUCGGAUUCAGAUACCCGAAAACGCCUGAAGGAAUUGUUCAAAGUGAGGGGAAUCCCUCAUCUUGUGAUUCUUGAUGAGAGUGGACAUGUUUCAACUGCUCAGGGAGUUGGAAUCAUCAGGGACUAUGGAGUUGAGGGUUUUCCAUUUACCCCAGAAAGCAUUGAUCUCUUGAGAGAGCAGGAAGAGGCAGCUAAGAAGGAACAAUCCUUGAGCUCUAUCUUGGUUUCUAGGUCACGCGAUUUCGUGAUUUCGAAUGAUGGAAAGAAGAUUCCGGUUUCGGAGCUUGAAGGGAAAAUGGUUGGGUUGUAUUUUUCUGUGCAUGCUCAUGGGAUGUGCCUCGAAUUCACUUCAAAGCUUGUGGAGGUUUAUAAUAAACUCAAGGAGAGAGGCGAGAACUUAGAGAUUGUCUUAAUAUCUCUGGACCAUGAAGAGGAACAUUUUAAGGAAGGGUUUGAAACCAUGCCGUGGGUGGCAUUGCCUUUUAAGGACAAAAGUUGUGACAAGCUCAUACGAUAUUUCGAACUUAGAACUCUUCCUACACUAGUUGUAAUUGGGCCAGAUGGGAAAACUCUAAAUCCCAAUGUGGCUGAACUCAUUGAAGAUCAUGGUAUUGAAGCUUACCCUUUUACACCAGAGAAGCUUGCUGAGCUUGCUGAGAUCGAGAAAGCAAAACUGGAAGCACAGACACUCGAGUCAAUUUUGGUCUCUGGGGAACUUGAUUUUGUGAUUAAGGGUGGUUCCAAGGUCCCUGUGUCUGAACUUGUUGGGAAGAACAUUCUCCUUUAUUUCUCAGCUCACUGGUGCCCUCCAUGCCGUGCAUUUCUGCCUAAACUUGUUAAAGCCUACCAGGAUAUCAAGGCAAAGAAUGAGGCAUUUGAAGUAAUUUUUAUCUCAAGUGACCAUGAUCAAUCCUCUUUUGAUGAAUUCUUUUCGACCAUGCCUUGGUUAGCUCUCCCAUUUGGUGAUGUGAGAGGGCCAUCCCUGCAACGCAGAUUCAAAAUCGGAGGCAUUCCUGCAGCUAUAGCCAUUGGGGCUAGUGGCCGUACAGUCACUAAGGAAGCCCGAAAUCUCUUAAUGACUUAUGGGGCAGAUGCUUAUCCAUUCACUGAGGAGCGUUUGAGGUAUCUGGAGGAGCAGGUUGAGGAAAUGGCAAAGGGGUGGCCUGAGAAAGUGAAACAUGAGCUUCAUGCUCAGCAUGAGCUAACUCGAGUUCGUCGUAUGAAUUAUGGGUGUGACGGAUGUCAUGAAAUGGGAAAUGGUUGGUCUUUCUACUGCAAGGAGUGUGACUUCGAUCUCCACCCAAAAUGUGCCCUGAAGACCGAUAAGUCAUCACAAGAUGAUCAUGGGCCUGGAAAGGGAAAGGAAGGAUUGACCUGUGAUGGAGAUGUGUGCCGUAGAGCUUGAGAUGGUAUCUUGCUCUUAUGUCCUGAAUGCUAUGUGUGAUUUGCUUCUGAUUAUCUAAAUAAGAGUUUUUGUGAAGGAAACAUGAAUGCAUGUAGGAAGUCCAUGUAAUGUUAUGAAAAUCUCCCAGUGGAAGUGUUUGUCCAGUGAACUGUGAACUGUGUGAACUGAUGAAGUAUGCUACUAUCAAGUAAAAGUUCUAUGGAACUUGAAUUUUUAUGUUCUGCA
This is a messenger RNA of Malania oleifera, 2116 nucleotides long. RefSeq names its product probable nucleoredoxin 1. NCBI's taxonomy places the organism in Eukaryota, Viridiplantae, Streptophyta, Magnoliopsida, Santalales, Ximeniaceae. The transcript has 4 exons. Bases 179 to 1891 code for a protein of 570 amino acids. The record is from RefSeq and is a predicted model, not a curated record. Gene Ontology annotation, molecular function: thioredoxin-disulfide reductase (NADPH) activity.